Clupea harengus (Atlantic herring) is the source of this 3023-nucleotide messenger RNA. It is a transcript of the gene kbtbd12, whose product is annotated as kelch repeat and BTB domain containing 12. Gene Ontology annotation, molecular function: protein binding. Lineage: Eukaryota; Metazoa; Chordata; Actinopteri; Clupeiformes; Clupeidae. The record is from RefSeq and is a predicted model, not a curated record.
AAGCCCUUACUCUGUUUCAUGGACUAUCAACAGCGGUGGUCUCACUCAGCUGAGAGAUUGUUGUGGACACCCAGUGCCUAAAGAGCACAGACCCCAAGAGGACGUUCACAGUGAUAAAGUGGUCUCUCAUCUGGCUGAAUUCAUUUCUUCAUUCAUGAUGUCUCUACGCUAGACACAGCUUGACUGCCUUACUGUUUUUUUGUUCUGUUCUGUUCCUCUAACGUCCCCUGUGUAACUCAGACAAUAAUGGAUCUGAAGUCAAGGCAUGGCAUAACACUGCUGGAGCAGCUCAACAGAAUGAGAGAGACAGAGCAGCUUACAGAUGUAGUGCUGGUGGCUGAGGAUGUCCGAUUCCCCUGUCACCGUGUGGUCCUGUCCGUCUUCAGCCCUUACUUCCGAGUCAUGUUCACCUGUGGCUUACGUGAAUGCGCCAGUCGUGAAGUAUUUCUACGUGACAUGCCAUCUAAUAGCCUGACUCUGCUGCUGGAGUAUAUGUACAGCUCCAAGCUGCAACUCUCAAAUGAAAAUGUGCAAGGUGUAUCGGUAGCGGCCUUUCUACUACAGAUGGAUGAAGUCUUUGGCCGCUGUCAGCAUUACAUGAUCGAAAACAUGGAUGUAAACAACUGCUUGGGCAUAUACUACUAUGCGCGUGACCUGGGUGCAGAAGAUCUAUCUGAUCAGGCACAGCGCUACCUGCAGCAGCACUUCACCCAGGUGUGCAUGAGCGAGGAGAUGCUCGAGCUACAGGCCCACCAGCUGGCCACCCUGCUGGGCUCCGAUGAUCUCAACAUCUCCAGGGAGGAGAGCAUCUUGGAUGUGGUGCUCCGCUGGGUGAGGCACGGGGACGCUCGGGGAGAGGAGGGCCUGGGUCGGGAUCAGUACCUGGCCGAGCUCCUGCGCAAGGUGCGUCUUCCAUUGGUAAACCCCGACUACCUGCGCGAAGCCAUGCGCAGGAACACGGCUCUGCUGGCGAACGCGGAGUGUAUGGAGAUGCUGGAGGAGGCGCUGGAAACCACGGCGAUGCACCCCACUGCGGCGCCACGCAGACUGAAGCUGCGCUAUGGCAUGGAGACCACGGAAAUGCUACUAUGCAUUGGCAACGACAGUGAUGGGAUUCGGUCACGCCAAUGCUCCUAUGCCGACCACAGCUUCUGCUACGCUCCAACAACUGCACGCACCUACUACAUCACCUCCCCCCGCUACUGCGAUGCACUGGGAUAUGUGUGUGCAGGAGUGGUCAUGGAGGACAACCAGAUCGUGGUGGCAGGUGAAGCUGGUCCACGCAGGAUGGCAAGGCAGAAGGAACAAAAGGUGGAGAUUUUCAGAUAUAACAUUGAUGCCCAAGGCAGUUGGCAUCAUCUGUGUUCAGCUGAAUAUCGUGAUUCCUACGCUCUUGGUUCACUCGGAGACACCUUGUACCUAAUGGGAGGACAAAUGAAGCUGAAAAACCAACAACUCAUGACCAACUGUGUGCAACGCUGGUCCAUGCAGGGUGGACCCUGGCGAAGCGCUGCCCCUUUGCCCUUGCCUCUGGCAUAUCAUACAGCUGUGCGAUUCAAGAACCGCCUCUAUGUGCUGGGUGGUCGAACUCCUCAGACGUUUUCAAGCGACGAGGAGCCAGACCGCAUGAGCAACAGGCUGCUGGAAUAUGACCCUGAAACAAACACAUGGGCAGAGCUGGCCCCCAUGAACUUUUCUAAGUACCGCUGUAGUGCUGUUGCCCUGAAUGGAGAGAUCUAUGUCCUGGGUGGCAUAGGGUGUGAGGGAGUGGAUCGGGGACAAUGUCGGCGCUGUCUGAACGUGGUUGAGAUCUACAAUCCUGAUGGAGACUUCUGGAGAGAAGGAACUCCACUGCCAUGGCCGAUCCUCUCCUUGCGAUCAAAUGCUUCCAAUGCUGGAGUGGUGGACGGAAAAAUCUAUGUGUGUGGAUACUACAAAGGAGCAGAUCGCUAUGACAACAUCACUAAGGAUAUCUUGGAGCUGGACCCCUGGGAGAACAGCUGGGCAGUGGUGCGGAGGCACGUACUGAUGCAUGACAGCUAUGACGUGUGUUUGGUGGCCAACCUCAACCCCCGUGGACUGCUGGCCCCGCCUGCUGACCUGAUGAAUGAGUAGGGGCGUGUCCCAUCCACACUGCUUUCGUGCGUGGCUAGACACACAAAAGGCCACUGGAUAGCAAGUAGGCCGCAACUGCUUCCAGGGUGAUUUACACGAGCAGACACAUCACAAGUGGUUGCCUUCACUAGGGAGAUGCUACACUCAAAGGAAGGUGGACAAAAUUGUUGCAUGAAUCAUAUAUUUGUGGAUAAAACAAAGGGGGUAAUGCUUUAUUUCUUCUUCUUCUAUUGUAGUUACCCAUACACCCCUUGGUUUGAUUCUUUUGUUCUGAUCAUAUCACUGAAAAUCCCACUGCGAGUGGAUGAACCUCUGUGUGGAGGUCCUGUCCAGAGUGGCCUGUGCUGUAAGCCACAGCCUAACCGAUACAAAAUGAGUUUGUAAAUAUUAGAUCUUAGUUUUGUAUGGUUAAAAGCCGUAAUGCAAACUUUUUGCCUUUUUUUGGAAGUAAGACCUUUUAAUGUGUCUGUCCUGGCUCCUUAAUAAAACAUACUGAUAAUGCAUCUAUACAUGCCCAACCCAAUGUUUUAGACUGUGUUUCAGAAACCCUACACAGAUUUAUGUUCCGUGACAUUUUUGUUGUUGUUUGUAAUCAUGUUCCAACAUCAGAUGUCUUGUAGAUAAAUAAUGAUGACUAGCAGAGAAUGAUGGUAACCAGAAACCAGAAUGAUGGUAACCAGUAUAGGCCUAAAUUUUUCACACAAAUAAUGUGCACAUAUACUGAUAGGAGUAUAUUUAGAGCACUAAAAACAGCACUUAAACCACAAAUUACCAGCAGUGAAGUGUCCGUAUGAUACUCACUUGUGUCACUUGUCUUGCAAGUUACUCUAAAGUCACAUUCUUCUACUACUGAUGCUUUUUACGAAUAUUUUUUGCCGAGAUAAAAAAGACAUGAAAACCUCAUAUUU